This is a messenger RNA of Hypoxylon fragiforme, 2477 nucleotides long. Its product is annotated as metallopeptidase family M24-domain-containing protein. The record is from RefSeq and is a predicted model, not a curated record. The transcript has 3 exons. Lineage: Eukaryota; Fungi; Ascomycota; Sordariomycetes; Xylariales; Hypoxylaceae. Bases 354 to 2324 code for a protein of 656 amino acids. Gene Ontology annotation, molecular function: manganese ion binding; metalloaminopeptidase activity.
AGGGGCACGCCCCGAGGGGUUGGGCCAGAACGUGUACAACAACAAGCGCAUGUCACCCCCCACCUGUUGCCACUGUUUGAUGCUGUCACUGCUCUACUCGUCGGACCAAAAACAAAAAUGAUAGCUUUAUAUUCGAAUAAGUCGGUCGGUAUGGAGGCUAUAGAUAUCGAUCACAGCCUGGUCGUUGACGACGAGUUUGAUGCUCUGUACGUGCAACUACCCAAUUUUUCCUCCUCUCCCCCCUUCGUCCAAAGUCGUCGUCGUCGUCGUCGGCUGUCUCUCAGCAGCAGCAGCAGCAGCAGCACGGGCAGCAGUCGUCGCCGUCGCCGUCGUCGAUAGGAACUCAUUCCAAGAUGGCUUCCAACGUGGAUCACCAUACUUUCCGCUGCAAGACGAGAGGCCUGCUGCACAGCGCCGUCUCUGCCGCCGUCGCUGUCGUUUUCAGCAUCCCGUUUAUGUCGAGGCUACCACUAACCGAUGUUGUGGGCCGCAGGUCGGUCGAGGUCAACGUUGCGGAGCUGGAUGCUUCCAAGGCUAACGAGAACGUGAGGAAAUUUCCUGCUAAAUUACACGCAAGAAAAGUCGCCAAGGAACUCGGGACCGAUACAGGUCUUAUUUUCUUGCCUGGACAACUGGAAUCAACAUGGGAGGACUCAGAUCAGGGUCCCCCGUUUCGACAACGCCGAUAUUUCUAUUACCUCACCGGGGCUGAUUUCCCGGGCUGCAGCGUGACAUAUGAUAUCGCUGCAGACAAGCUCACGCUAUGGAUUCCGUUUACGCCUCCCGCCACGGUGCUCUGGUUCGGCAACACGCCGUCGCCGGAGAACUGUCUCGCAAGAUCCGACGUGCACGACGUCAAGUACGUAGGUGAACUGCCAGGGUACCUAAGCGCUCGUCUCGCCACUGUGAAGACCUUGUACGCCCUUCGACCAUCCCAGCUGCCCAAAUUUGACGGCUUUGAACAAAUGAAGCCGUCCCUACGCAUCGACGUUGCAUCACUACAGCCCGCCAUGGACGAGGCCCGCCUGAUCAAAUCUGAGUACGAGAUUGCCAUGAUUCGCCGCGCUAAUGAGAUUUCCUCGGCUGCCCACAAGAAAGUGGCUUCCCUCAUGUACGGAAUGAAGAACGAGUGCGAGGUCGAGGCUGCGUUCAUUUCUGCCUGCACCGCCGCCAAUGCCCACGCCCAAGCCUACCCUGUCAUCGCCGGAUCCGGUGCCAAUGCUUCGACGCUGCAUUACAGUGCCAACAACGAGAACCUGGCCGGCCGUCAGCUCAUGGUCCUCGACGCCGGUGCUGAGUGGUCGUGCUACGCUAGUGAGAUGACGCGCACGCUGCCCAUCGGCCCACGGUAUAAGCUCUCGUCUGAGACUAAGGCUAUCUACGAGCUGGUUCACCGCAUGCAGAACGAAUGCAUCGACCGUAUCAAGCCGGGUGUUGUCUUCCGUGAUCUACAACUACACGCCACGCUUAUCGCUGUCCAGGGCCUGCUCGAUCUCGGCAUCUUGCGCGGCGGUACUGCUGAGGAGAUCUUCAAGAACGGCACUGGUGCUGCUUUCUUCCCGCACGGCCUUGGCCACCACGUUGGGCUUGAUGUUCAUGACGUACUGAGUAGAGACCUCCUCCGGCCCGCAGGCGAAGGCAUGUGGGGGAAGCGCAGGCCAAUUGGCCCUCAGUCCGUCCGCGCCAUGAUCAAGCAAGCCGCCCGCGACGCCGCCCACAACGCCGCCGCUACCGCCAACCCCUCCGACUCAUCCUCCACGCCUAGCAGCAACAGCAGCAACAGCAAUAGUAGUAACGCGUCACAACGGGCCCCAUCGCCCGCUAACUCAUCUCCGACCCAGACCGCGGCACCGCCCCUACCACCCCGCUCCUCGCCCCCCACGUCUCCCAAGUCAACACCCCCGAAAUCCGCCUCGCCGCCUCCGAUCAGGAUCAUCGCGUCCUCGCCUCCGCCACAACUCCACCAGCAGAGCCGGACCGGCAGCAUCGGCAACGGAAACGCCGGCAACGGGAAGAAGAAGGCAACCGUCACCAACCCCACCAGCACCAGCACCAGCAACAACAAGCGCGCGCACCACAGCACGCUGCAGCCGAACAUGAUCGUGACGGUGGAGCCGGGCAUCUACUUCUGCCGGCCGUACAUCGAGGCGUACUUUCUGCGCCGCGAGGAGCACGCGCGCUACAUGGACGCGGCGGCGCUGGAGCGCUUCUGGGCCGUCGGCGGCGUCCGCGUCGAGGACUGCGUGCUCGUCACCGAGAGCGGCCACGAGAACCUGACGACGGCGCCCAAGGGCGCGGAGCUGUUGCGGCUUAUGGGGUACUGAUAUGCACGGCGAUAGCAGCAUCAGUCUCGACCUAUCAAUAUUAGCAUCCCUACAUGUCUACCUAACUAAGCCUACCUACUUAUAUCUAUCUAUCUAUCUAUCUAUCUACCUUGCCCGAGAAACUCCCUCCUGGGUAUAUACACCUUAACCUAU